GAACUCCUCGCUGAAGCACUCAGUGAUCACGACACCAGGUGUCCCCAUUCCAGGGCGAGUGUGCAGCCUCAAGCCCAUACCACCGAACAUGUGUUCCGGUGGCGAUGGUUCUACCAAAGCUGUGGAAAGGUUCUGAAGCUUGCCUACUCUCAGAGUGACACCUUCGAGGCCUUCACUAAGUGGUGUGCAGUGGAAACACACGCCGAGAACCUACUCAUCCUUUGGAAG
Messenger RNA from Postia placenta MAD-698-R-SB12, 228 nucleotides. RefSeq lists its product as hypothetical. Lineage: Eukaryota; Fungi; Basidiomycota; Agaricomycetes; Polyporales; Adustoporiaceae. The transcript has a single exon. The record is from RefSeq and is a predicted model, not a curated record. The annotation marks the transcript as partial.